AUGAAUAACACUUUAGAAGAUGAUCCAGCUCAAUAUCAAGUCACUGACAACUUUUUUUUCUGUUUACAAGAAUUUUUCAUUUUCUGUUUAAUGUUCCGCCGAAAAUUUGAAAUGGAAAAUCUUUUUGCAAUAGAAAUAAAUGUUUUCUGUCAUGUGGUAAAUUGGCAGACUUUAAUUUAUGUUUGCGUUGCUUAA
Molecule: messenger RNA, 195 nt
Organism: Clunio marinus
Lineage: Eukaryota; Metazoa; Arthropoda; Insecta; Diptera; Chironomidae
Source: the annotation of a GenBank genome assembly